Messenger RNA from Dendrobium catenatum, 2293 nucleotides. Its product is annotated as prolycopene isomerase 2, chloroplastic. The transcript has 13 exons. Gene Ontology annotation, molecular function: oxidoreductase activity; carotenoid isomerase activity. The record is from RefSeq and is a predicted model, not a curated record. Bases 184 to 1959 code for a protein of 591 amino acids. Lineage: Eukaryota; Viridiplantae; Streptophyta; Magnoliopsida; Asparagales; Orchidaceae. Gene Ontology annotation, biological process: carotenoid biosynthetic process.
UUUCCUUCUAUGAAUCUCCACUGUCGCGGCCAAGAACAGAUAGCUCUUCCCUACGCUUCCGCCCUUCUGAAUUCUCCGCUAUCACUUGGAACUGAGACUCGCUUCCACAAAUACAAAACAAAUCAAUAUCGUCUGUAGACGUUUCAUCCGGUGGUCAUCCUCCAUUUAUCAGGAUUGAGAGCCAUGCUUAGCUUAAGCCUUAAUUCCUCCUCCGUUUCGCCACCCAAAUUCCCACCUCACAGUUCCUUUAGCCGGAGGAGCAUGAGAUCAUGGAUUCAUUCUCCUUGCUUGAGGAGGAAGAAUUUAGGGUUUUGGAGUUGGCCAAAGGCGGUUCUGAGCGCGGAGAGGGCGGUUGAAAACGGGGGAGGGAAGGCUGAGGAGGCGGAAGAGUAUGACGCCAUCGUGAUUGGAUCGGGGAUCGGGGGAUUGGUGGCAGCUACGCAGCUUGCUGUUAAGGGGGCUAGGGUUUUGGUGCUCGAGAAAUACGUGAUUCCCGGUGGAAGCUCUGGGUUCUACCAGAGGGACGGCUUCACUUUUGAUGUAGGCUCAUCCGUCAUGUUUGGGUUUAGCGACAAGGGUAAUCUGAACUUAAUUACACAAGCAUUGGAGGCAGUUGAUUGCAAGUUGCAGGUCAUACCUGACCCUACUACAGUUCACUUUCACCUUCCGGAUAACCUUUCUGUUCGUGUACAUAGGGAAUAUGAUAUGUUCAUUUCAGAACUUGUCAAUCAUUUCCCCCAUGAGAAGGAAGGGAUCCAUAGAUUUUAUAAUGAGUGCUGGAAGAUUUUCAAUUCGUUGAAUUCAUUGGAGCUCAAGUCAUUGGAGGAGCCCAUAUACCUUUUUGGGCAGUUUUUCAAGAAGCCUGUUGAAUGUCUGACACUUGGUAAUUCAUCAACUUUCUAUCUGCCUCAAAAUGCUGGUGAUAUUGCUCGAAAAUUUAUAAAAGAUCCUCAAUUGCUGUCCUUCAUUGAUGCUGAGUGUUUCAUUGUGAGCACAGUCAACGCUCUGCAUACACCAAUGAUUAAUGCAAGCAUGGUACUUUGUGAUAGACAUUUUGGAGGAAUCAAUUACCCUGUUGGUGGUGUUGGUGGUAUAGCUAAAGCUUUGGCAAAUGGACUAGUUAAUAAGGGCAGUAAACUACUUUAUAAGGCGAACGUGACAAACAUUGUGCUUAAAGAUGGAAAAGCUGUAGGAGUGAGGCUAUCAGAUGGAAGGGAGUUCUUUGCCAAAACAGUGAUAUCAAAUGCAACUAGAUGGGAUACAUUUGGUAAAUUGUUAAAAGUUGAUGACAUUCCACAAGAGGAGAAAAACUUCCAAAAAAUCUAUUUGAAGGCACCAUCAUUUCUUUCCAUUCACAUGGGGGUUAAAGCAUUCGUUUUGCCUCCUGAUACAGACUGCCACCAUUUCAUUCUAGAGGACAACUGGGAUAAGUUAGAGAUGCCUUAUGGAAGCAUCUUUUUGAGUAUUCCAACGGUUCUUGAUCCAUCUUUGACUCCUGAAGGGCAUCACAUUUUUCAUAUAUUUACAACAUCAAGUUUAGAAGAUUGGCAGGGUCUAUCUCGCAAGGAAUAUGAAGAGAAGAAGGAACUUGUGGCUGAUGAAAUCAUCACGAGGCUUGAAAAGAAACUAUUUCCUGGUCUCAAGGACUCAGUAGUGCUAAAAGAGGUGGGUACGCCAAAAACUCAUAGGAGAUUUCUUGGCAGGGAUAGUGGUACUUAUGGCCCAAUGCCACGAAAUGUACCUAAAGGUUUGCUUGGGAUGCCUUUUAAUACAACGGCCAUUAACGGUCUUUACUGCGUUGGUGACAGCUGUUUCCCAGGACAAGGAGUUAUAGCUGUUGCCUUUUCUGGAAUAAUGUGUGCUCAUAGAGUUGCUGCUGAUCUUGGGUUAGAGAAAAGAGCUCCAGUUUUGGAUGCUGCCUUCUUACGUCUUCUUGGGUGGUUAAGGACAAUUGCAUGAGGUGUAAAUCAAGCCCCCAGCAGUUUUUCAUUCAGCAGCACAGGCUAGUUUUUGAUGGAUUGCGGAUGCAGCAUUACCAUUUCUUGGCUGCUUUGGGAGCAGGAGGUACUUGCAAAUGGUUCUAGAUUGGUCAUUAUGGAUUCAAGGCAUGGUUGAGAAUAGCUAAUGAAGAAUGAUAACCUGUACAGUUUUAUUGAUAUUUUUCUUGCAAACUUGUUUAUAUUAGGAAAAUUUACCUUCUUUUUAACAAGAAAGAAAAAUGUACCUUUUAAACUCAUGAAUGAGACCUUUGCGUCAAAAUUUUGGAUCAAGAAGUUAGAAUUUGUCAUGACUA